AUGGGGCUUUCCCUCCGGCUUAUCGCAUCUUCGUUCCUUGCCGCAUGGACCCUGCCUGGUGCUCGAGGCCAAGGUCAGGCUCCUAUCGGGACCAAUGGCACUGGUCCACUGUCUCAAUACAAAUCUAGACCUGACAUUUACGCUCCUUUCCUCAAUAUUUCCUUGUUCGACGAAGAUGCCGUAACUCCUGGCUAUAUUUUUCUAGGACCAUAUCAAACAUUUCAAGAGGCGAUCUACAUCUAUGAUAACAGAGGAAACUUGGUUUACUCCGGGUUUGGCUCGACAGGCGGCGGUCCUUCUCACAAUUUCCAUGUCUGUUCGGUCGAUGGAACUGAUCAUCUGUGUUUCAUUACGGGCGCACAAAAUGAUGGAUAUGUUCGCGGCUACGCCGUGAUCCUCGACGACUCGCUCACCACGCGAACAUCUAUCCACUCCCAAGGUGGGUUGGCCAAUUUUGACGAACACGAAUUCCACGUGCUUGACGAUGGGACUUCCCUCUUCACGCUCUAUCAGCCCGAGCAUUACGAUCUGACCGACUAUGACAUCACUGCCGGGCAAGGCUGGAUCAUGAACAAUUUCUUCCAACACAUCGAACUCGGCACGAAAAGACUGCUCUUUGAAUGGUCUGCUCUUGAUCAUGUCCCGUUGAGCGAGAGUUUCGUGAUGCCCAAUUCGACCGAAGUCUCUGGAACCGGCUUUUCAUCGACGAGUCCAUGGGACUACUUCCACAUCAACGCGGUCGAUCAGAAUGCAGAUGGGGACUACUUGGUUUCUGCCCGCCAUACCUGCACGGUGUAUAAAGUUUCGGGUCAAGAUGGACAUAUCAUAUGGAGGUUGGGCGGAGCCACCUCUGAUUUCAGCUUCGCCCCGGGCCUGAAUUUCAGCUUUCAGCAUGACGCACGGUUUCGCGAAGAAAACGAGACCACGACCAUUAUUUCGCUAUUUGACAACGCCUCGAAUGGUUACAAUCAGACAUCACGGCAUUCGGCGGGGAUGCUUCUGAAAUUGGACCACACCACCGGCACUGUAUCGCUCGUUCAAGACUUCAUCGCACCAGAUGAAAUGAUCUCGGCCUCCCAAGGGAACAUACAGCUCCUGGGACGCAAUCAAGACUGGCGUACCUCCAAUGUGUUCUUGGGUUGGGGCUCCAACGCUUACAUCUCGGAAUACACGCCGGACGGGCGUAUGGUACAGCAAGGCCACUUUGCUACCACGGGAUCGAUGAACUAUCGCGCCUUUAAAUAUAACCUCACCACCAACCCGACCGACGCCCCCGCUUUGUACACCUAUGCACAUAACACAAGCGCUCCCACGUCGUAUUGGAUGAGUUGGAAUGGCGCCACGAAACCAGCCCAAUGGCGCAUCUAUGCCAGCACCUCCCGCACAGGACCUUGGACCGUCGUCGACACGGUCGACCGCAACGGGUUUGAAACUCACUUCACCGCACCGAGAUAUCACGCAUGGAGUCUGGUGGAAAGUCUCGACGCGGACGGUAAUGCGCUGAAAAACAAUACCAGACCGAUUCGGACGUUUGUGCCGAGCCCAGAACUUGCCGCGUUAUGCGAUAGUUUGUCAUGCCCCACGGCUGAGAGCUAUGAUGAGUCGUCUCCCCCCCGUCCAACACAGUCUGGGGAGGCCCCUGCCACCAGUUCGAGUGUGGCCGUACAUAUCCAGAGACGAGGUGGAAUGACGGGUGAGCUCGGGUUCGCUGCUAUGGUGGGCGUGGGAGCGAUGUUGGUAUAA
Rhinocladiella mackenziei CBS 650.93 is the source of this 1743-nucleotide messenger RNA. RefSeq lists its product as uncharacterized. The transcript is spliced from 3 exons. NCBI's taxonomy places the organism in Eukaryota, Fungi, Ascomycota, Eurotiomycetes, Chaetothyriales, Herpotrichiellaceae. The record is from RefSeq and is a predicted model, not a curated record. The coding region runs from base 1 to 1743 and encodes 580 amino acids.